GAGACAAGCUUAUUCCCGAACGAAGAGGCGCUGCAACGUGCGUUGCUUCACUGGCAGCGCUCUGCAAAUCAGGAUUAUGCUUACGCACGCAUAAAGCUCGGAGAUUAUUAUUAUUACGGGUACGGGACAACAGUUGAUUAUGAAAUGGCCGCAACGCAGUACAAAAUUGCAAGUGAUAGACAUCAGGCAGCACAGGCAAUGUUCAAUCUCGGAUAUAUGCAUGAGCAAGGCCUCGGAAUUAAUAAGGAUAUUCACUUAGCGAAACGUUUCUACGACAUGGCUGCAGAAACGAGUACCGACGCUUAUAUACCAGUCAAUUUGGCGUUGAUGAAACUUACCGCACUCUUCUUGUUAGAAUAUUUCAAGGAGGUCAGUCCUUAG
Molecule: messenger RNA, 381 nt
Organism: Gongylonema pulchrum
Lineage: Eukaryota; Metazoa; Nematoda; Chromadorea; Rhabditida; Gongylonematidae
Source: the annotation of a GenBank genome assembly